Messenger RNA from Amphiprion ocellaris (clown anemonefish), 2174 nucleotides. RefSeq names its product SLX9 ribosome biogenesis factor (gene slx9). Lineage: Eukaryota; Metazoa; Chordata; Actinopteri; Pomacentridae. Gene Ontology annotation, biological process: maturation of SSU-rRNA from tricistronic rRNA transcript (SSU-rRNA, 5.8S rRNA, LSU-rRNA). Gene Ontology annotation, cellular component: preribosome, small subunit precursor; nucleolus; 90S preribosome. The record is from RefSeq and is a predicted model, not a curated record. The transcript has 5 exons. Bases 496 to 1191 code for a protein of 231 amino acids.
UGUCGAUAGCUGAAGCUACCGCACACUUCUGGUAUUUAUUUUCAUAAUAAUAUGCUUUUGCACGAUUCGUAUGUUUAGCACAGGUGUUUUAAUAAAUACAAAACUCCAAAUUAAUAAUUAAUUUAGCACGUAAACAUGGUAAUAACUGUAUAAAGUAACGUUUUCCCUCAAAUAUUAUGUUUUCUCUUAAGUACGUGCUGCCAGGUAGCCAACUAAGCUAAUGUUUACGUGACGUCGAUAAAAAGUUAAGCAAAAAAUAGGCAUAAGACAACUUAGAGGGGUAGUUUCUCGCUUUUGGAGUCAUAUAUUUACCUGUUAUUAUGGGGAAACACUGGUUAAAAUUGUACAAAGACGAAAGCAUGACAUUUUACUUUGAAGGCGAAGUGUUUAUUUGCAAUGCUAACACAGCGAACUUGCCACACAUGGUUCGCUGUCGGCACGGGGAGCAGAAACACACGAUUCGGUUGAAUUGAAAGUUGUUUACUGAUUUUAAACAUGGUUGGAAAGAUAAAACACGUCCGUCAGAAGCUUCACCAGGAGGCAGUGAAGCUCGACAGGCCGGGGAGCCUCUCACAGAGCCUCGGAUCCGGAUUACCCUCCUGUUCAGAGAAGCCUCCGGUCCUGGUGGAACCGCACAGAAUAAGUCCUGCACAUGUGGAAAACAACACGAGUGAUGCCCCCAAACAUGUCAAACAGAUCCUGGCAAAGAGCUCCUUCCCCUCAGGCAUCUUUGCUGGCACUAAAAUCUCUCCAGAGGCUCUGGUACAAACACUGAAGUUUGAGGAGCCUCCAGAUGUGCCCACACCUGCCAAGAAAGGCCCAGACGAGAAGAAAACCAAGUCGAAGAAAGAGAAGAUGAAGGAGAGGAGGGAGAGAUGGCUCAGCAAGAUCAGCUCCAUCAAACAGGCUAAAGAGCAGCAGGUGGCCGAGGCCCGGAGGCAGGCCACGCCUGUGGUGGGAGACAUGAGGCCGCUGGUGGACGCCCUGCCGGAGCUCUGUCAGCUCAUCACUCCCGCUGCCACAGCCCCCACCGCUCGCCACAAGAGCAGGAAAAGCAAAACAUCAACCUUGGAGGAUGAAUUCAUGAUGGACAACCACAUGAAUGUUGAAGAAAACAAAGGACAUGCUCCAGGUGCUCCUGAACUAAUGAAGCUUUCCCACGUUUGGACACUGCAGGUUCUUCCUCUGUGAAAAUUCCUAUUUUGUCUCUUGGUGGUAGCUGCCAACCUACCACACCUCUCCUCACCGGUGAUAAUCCUCCAUAAGAAAUUAGGCUGGAUGGUCACAAAAAUGUGAUCAUCACAGGCCCUGUUGUUGGUGGCGUAGUGUCACUUAACAUCCUGACUCAUGACAGUUACAACUUGAGCUAACAGUUUGAGUCACAGGUUGUACCAAACAGACAUGUAAUACGAAACUGAACGUCUGGUAUUAAACAAACUGGACUAGCAGUACAUUAAACCCGCUGAGUCUCUUAAACUGUGUCAAAACGGCAACCCUCGAACUUGAACUUCAUCUUGGGGAAGAGAAAGAAGUAACAGAGUGACAAAUCUGGUGAGUAUGGUAUGUUGUUCUUUUAUGAUGUUUGGGCUGAAUGUUCUUCCAACAUCUCGAGAUGUUUACAGCAGAAUUCUUCCUUGACAGUCUGACAUGGAGGACGAAGUCAUGGUGGACAACCACAUGAAUGUUGAAGAAAACCAAGAGUGUGCUCCUGACUGAAUGAAGGGUCCCCACUUUUGGACACUGCAAGUUCUUCUUCUGUGAAAACUGCCAUUUCUUCUCUUCAGUGGGGAUCCACGAGGUUACAUUGGAGGAAGAUAUCGCAAAUGUGCACCCACCAAAAGUGUGCUGUCACCUAGCAUUCCCAUUCAUGACAGUUACGCCAUAUUUGCAUGACCUUGAUGUGCUCCAUAAAUGCACACCACAAAAAGUCUCACAACUUUUUGAUCAACCCUGUUGACAUACUCUAAAUAGACCGAAUAGUAGAAGUAAAGGUUUGAGUUACAGUCUAAUACCAAACUAAACAUCCAUUUGGACUAAUAGCACACAAAACCCCUGUUUACACUGUGUAUUUCUCUCAAGAAGUGACCAAACCUUCUACCAAAAUUCUCGUCUAUCAUACUCUAAUGCUUUAGCUCUGUGUGUCAAAAUGUCCGUUUCCUUGUCCUCUCUCCUUC